Molecule: messenger RNA, 754 nt
Organism: Exophiala oligosperma
Lineage: Eukaryota; Fungi; Ascomycota; Eurotiomycetes; Chaetothyriales; Herpotrichiellaceae
Exons: 3
Coding region: 144-356 (70 amino acids)
Source: RefSeq, a predicted model, not a curated record
GUUCUAGCUCUCGUUCUCCUGUUAUCAAUCAUUUUUCUUCUCUACUACAAAUCAAACAUCAGUGGAUUACUCUACUUCGAAACUGAUCGUCUCGUCUUUGUGGACUACCCCAUCAAACCCAAUUCUCUUACCUCCAAUACAGAAUGUCUGCACCAAACGCAGGUCGUCAAUCCCCAGACCCUGAACGCCAGACCGGUGCUCAGCAACAAGAGCACCCAUCGCAGCCAGGCAGUGGAAAGAUUGACGAGUCCAAAGCAAAGAAUGAGGGAAAGGAUGACCAGACCUCUGGCCUAGCGGACAACCCAAAGCACAUCCUCCAAGAGCAUUCCGAAGCAACAACCUCUAAGACUAGCUAGGAAUGGAGUUGUUUGAAUGUUUCACACGACCUUGUACAAGAUCAUUAUCGGUUCAGGAGGUAGUCUUGAUGGGCAUGGCUUGAAGAGCACAUAGAAUUAUCCAAACAAAAGAGUUGAGGCCCUUCUCCAGAUUGAUACACGUGGCUGCUGCUCUUCCUGCGAAGUUGGUCAGACAGACAUUGAGUCCUGAAAUGGCUACGAGUCUCCGACAUCAUUUUGUGUUCAUACUGAAACCUCAACCUCGUCGUUAACUCUUGCAGUUCGUUGGGCGCGCCACGUUCAUCUCGUUCAUCUCCAGAUACAAGCAAUCGUCAUUCUACGAAUCUAUUUUGAGCCAGCCAUCGACAAUAUUUCUGCAGUGAGAUUAAGGAAUAGAUAGAAUAACCUUUGUGUUUUCA